Molecule: messenger RNA, 2565 nt
Organism: Suncus etruscus (white-toothed pygmy shrew)
Lineage: Eukaryota; Metazoa; Chordata; Mammalia; Eulipotyphla; Soricidae
Product: zinc finger protein 709-like
Exons: 4
Coding region: 1-2565 (854 amino acids)
Biological process (GO): regulation of transcription by RNA polymerase II
Cellular component (GO): nucleus
Molecular function (GO): DNA-binding transcription factor activity, RNA polymerase II-specific; RNA polymerase II transcription regulatory region sequence-specific DNA binding
Source: RefSeq, a predicted model, not a curated record
AUGGAGGCGGACAUGCACCCAGUGGUCUAUGAGGAUGUGGCCGUGACUUUCACUCUGGAGGAGUGGGCUCUGCUGGAUCCUGCCCAGAAGAAGCUUUACCAGGAGGUGAUGCAGGAGACCAUCAGGAAUCUGGCCUUAGUAGGAAAAAAUUGGGAUGAUCAUGGCAGAGAAGAUCAGAACAAGGAGUGGAAUAAAGUAAGAUGUCACAUUGUGGAGAUAGUCUGUGGAAAUUCAGAGGUUCGUCCGAGUGAAGAAAACUUCAGCCAUAAUGAAAAUCUCAAGCCAAACAAGAAAACCCUGGCCUUAAAACCAUGUAAAAGCAGCAUUAAGGGGAAAGUCUUCGGCCUUAGCUCAUCCCUCACUCAACACGCCAGGUGUUGCACUGCAAAUCCACUAGGCACAUUGAGAAAAUAUGGAGAUAAACCAUAUAAAUGCAAGAAAUGUGAGAAAACCUUCAGGUUCCCCAUUUCCCUUUGUAUCCAUGCCAGGACCCACAGCUCAGAAAAAUGGUCUCAGUGUUGGAAAUGUGGGAAAGCAUAUAGACAUGAAACUUCUAAAAGGAACCAAGUUGGAAAGAUGCCCCAAGAGUGUAAGAAGUGUCUUGGCAUGAAGCCACACUCCAAUCUUGGAAGCCAUGAAAAGACUCUACCCGUGGAGAAGUUGUACGAAUGUGGGGAAUGCGGGAAAGGUUUUCGAGCUCCAUCAGGCCUUCGAGAACACAUGAUCUCGCACACUGCUGGUGCCUCUUAUAAAUGUGGCGAGUGCGGUAAAGCCUACAGGUAUUACAGAAGCUUAAGAGCACACAGUCAGACUCACACGAGAGAGAAACCCUUUAAGUGUCAAGACUGUGGCAAAAUGUUCACUUGUCUCAAAUACCUUCGGAAGCACCAACGAACUCAUACCGGGGAGAAGCCCUAUGAGUGUAAGGAAUGCGGGAAGGCCUUAACUUCAUCCUCAAGCCUUCGGACACAUAUGAUCAUGCACACGGGGGAGGGGCCCUACAAAUGUAAGGAAUGUGGAAAAGCUUUCCGAGCCCCCUCCAGCCUCCGAGAGCACAUGAUCACACACACGGCGGACACACCUUACACAUGUAAGGAAUGUGGGAAAUCCUAUAGGUACUAUAGUACUUUCAAGACGCACAAAAGAACUCACACAGGAGAGAAGCCCUACGCAUGCAAGAAGUGUGGCAAAGCCUUCAGUUGUCUCAAGUACCUUCGAAAGCAUGAAAGAACUCAUACCGGGGAAAAACCCUACGAGUGCAAGGAAUGUGGGAAAACCUUCACAACUUCCUCAAGCCUUCGGACACACAUGAUCACUCACACCGGAGAAGGGCCCUACAAAUGUCAGCAGUGUGGGAAGGCCCUUAUUUCUCCCAGCUCACUGCAGAUCCACCAACGAACACAUACCGGGGAGAAGCCAUACGAGUGUAAGUGUGGUAAAGCUUUUCGCUCUUACUCAAGUUUCCAAGUGCAUGAACGAAAUCACACUGGAGAGAAACCCUUCGGAUGUAGAACCUGCAGUAAAGCCUUCAGUUGCCUCCAUUACCUUAGACAGCACGAACGCAGCCACUCCGGUGAGAAGCCCUACCAGUGUCGCAUCUGUGGUAAAGCCUUCAGCUCCAGUUACGUUCAGCUCCAUGAAAGGACUCACACAGGGGACAAGCCCUAUGAGUGCAAAGAGUGCGGGAAAACCUAUACUUCUGUUUCGAGCCUCCAGAAACACGCCAUCACGCACACCGGCGAAGCACCCUACAAAUGCAAGGAGUGUGGGAAAGCAUUCCUUUCUCUCGGUCUGUUUCAGAUACAUGGGAGAACACACACGGGAGAGAAACCGUACAAGUGUCAGCAGUGUGGGAAAGGCUUCAGUACCUGCAGAGGUUUCGAAGCCCAUGAAAGGAACCAUGCUGGAGAGAAACCCUACGAGUGCAAGACGUGUAGCAAAGCGUUUAGCUGUCCCCGUUAUCUUCGGCAGCAUGAGAGAAGCCACUUAGGGCAAAAGCCCUAUCAAUGCAAGAUCUGUGGCAAAGCCUUCAGUUCCACAUACAUCAGGCUGCAUGAGAGAACACACACAGGAGAGAAGCCCUACGAGUGUAAGACAUGUGGCAAGAUUUAUACGUCCUUUUCCAGCCUUCAGAAACACAUGAUCAUUCACACAGGUGACGGGCCAUAUAAGUGUCAGGUGUGCGGGAAGCCCUUCGUGUUCCCCAGCUCUUUGCAGAAACACGAGAGAACCCACACGGGCGAGAAACCUUACAAAUGCCAGCAGUGUGGGAAGGCUUUCAGCUCUGCCUCGAGUUUCCAAGUCCACACAAGGAUCCACACCGGAGAGAAACCAUAUAAGUGUAAGAGCUGCCCUAAAGUCUUCUGCAGCUCCGUCUAUCUCCGCAAACAUGAAAGAACACACGGUGGAGGCAAAUCUCACGAUGCCAGGAACAAGGACACGCCAACCAUUCCCAUAUCCAGGUUCAAAGGCGCAAGAGCAGAAGCCACUGAAGGCGGGGAUUCUCACGUCAUCCCAGUUGUUUCUGAAGAGGUGAAGGACGCAGCAGCUAAAAUUUCUUACUGA